UCAGUGAUGAUAAGUCACCUAGUCAUAUAUGAGGUGAAGUGUUUGUAGCUGCUUCAGCCACUUCGUCUACCUAGAGAGAGAGACUCCCUGUUCUGAUCAGUUUACCGCAUCAUAAACACAAUGCUGGUCAGCAUGAUCCCCCUCGCCAUGGCGCUGGUCUGCGCCUUGUACAGUCAGGUCACAGCAGAACCUGCUCCUCAGUUCCAUCCCUCAGGAUAUCACGGUGGCCGUCACUGGUCACAGGCUCGCAACCACUCCUUCGCCGCGCCUAAAACCAGCUUUGACUUCCUAGACCCCGCGACCUCGCCGGUAGUGGAUGAUAUGAUCAAAUCACAGGUUCCUCGUCAGUCUGGUCUUUACGGGAUUCCUUUCAGCUUCGCAGGACGGAACGAAAACUUUCCUCCACAGCAAGCAGCCCAACAACCGGGAUACUCUCAAGGGUAUCCGGGUUCCCCGAACUUCCAGAACAAUCAAGGGUUCCAAGGCCCUCAGCCAUCUCAAGGGUUCCAGGGCCAGGGUUUCCAGGGUACACCGGUAUAUCCUCAAAUCUACAAGGUAGACAAUUUGAUCAUCAUCGCUAACCCUCCCGAACAGCAAGCUUGUCCUCAGACAUGCAACAUCAAGCCUCUAGACAAGAACACGUUCCCCGGCAAGGACGAUGAACUGGACAACAGGUUGGGCCUGAGUGACCCCAGCGAGCCUACCAAGUGUACCUGGGCCAUUGUAGCGUGUUGCGCCCCCGGCAACAACGAGGUGCGCUACAACUGCUUCGAGCUGAUGGGAUGUCCGGGUCUGUUCCUGGGACAGAAUCCUUGCACUCCUAGGUUCGUGGAGGCGGCGACACAGUCAGCGCUCAACUUUUACCGCAGUGGCAACUCCAAUACCACGGCUAGCGACACCAACCAACUCUAAACUCACUAUUUUAAAACGAAACUUACGCCAUAUUAUAUUUUUUUGUCUAUUAUAUUAUAAGUGUUUGUUAUGUGUCUCCUGCGUAUAUCGUUGUUGUUUAGAUUUCACUCUUGACUCUUGUUGUUAGAUCAUGUUCCACUAAGUAUUUCUGUUGUUAAGGAAUUUUCUACAAAUACGUUAACUAAACAGUAUUAUGAGCGAUUAUUUUAAUAGCGAUGAAACUUUUAACCACAUGAUAUAAUUUACAUGUUUAUUAAUGUUUUGAUGAAGCAGUGACGACAACCGUAACAGUAUUCGCAUAAUGACCAAGAGGCCGUUACUUAUUUAAAAAGACCUUCUACUGUAUCAUUGUUAUUGGCUUAUCACAACUAUUUAGACACGUCAGUUAAUCAGUGUUUCAUCGUUAAGUUGUUCUCUAGCAUAUGAGGUACAAUUUCUUAUUUUCCCUAACAUAAAAUUAUUAAAAUUAUUGUUUAAAUGUUUCAACAAAAUCAUAUUUUUUAGUUUUUUCCUUUUCAUCAUCCUCCUCCAAAUUAAUGCACGAGCCUUAUUGUGUUUAAAAAAUAUGGUGAAGAUUAUACAGCUGAAUGCACAAUUAAUAACCUCUAGAUUAUUAUUUUAUACUUUUGAAUUGUUUAUAAUAUUUAUACAAAAAAGGAAUAACUUAAAUUUAUAUUAAAAUUAUUGCUUGUGAUAUAUUUAUAGCUAUACCUAUUGAUAGUGUUAAAUGUAUAUAGUGUACAUAUUAUAUUUACGUGUUUAUAACAUUAAAUUAGGUGACAAUGGUUCCUCUAUAUAAUAAUCAAACGAUUUGUUUAUUGUGAGAUGAACAACAAUGUCAUGUAAAUGUACAUGAACAUGAUAACAAUUGUAAAGAUUAUUAGGAAUAUUUAAGUUUUUUUAUUAGUGAUCAUUAUAGCAAAAUAUUGACGGAUUUAAGAGCAACUGACAAGAUUAAUAAUUCCUCUAAGAUAUUGCAUUAAGUUUAGUAGAGAUUUUCCCUAAAAAAAUUAAUAAACUAAUAUCACAGAUUAAUUGUUUUACCUGUGCGACGGUAUAAUAAAAUAUACUAGAGGUCGUCCAGUGGUCGAACACUCGACCAAAAAUUUUUAAUAUACAGACUUCUCCAUUUUCACCCCACACUGUAAAUAAAAUAUGUGACUGUAAUUUUUUUCCUUUUGUUUUGAUUUUCUGUUUAUAUUUCGUUGUUAUCUCGUCACAAGCAUGGCAACCCAUAAAGCCCAUGUAAUUUUGUUUUUGAUUUAAAAUUAAUUUUUUGUUCUUAUAUUUGAGCCUAUUUGAUUUUUUAAUGGAAUUCUGCACAUCUACAGAGAAUAUAUUUCUAACAGAAUGCGUAGAUUUUCCCUUUUAUGCACACGAGCUGAGAAAAAAGGUUUUAAAGAAACAUGCUUGCCUAUUAAUAUACAGAUAGAAGAUCGUUCACUUUAAAAUUCCUUAGUAGUAGAGUCCAGCAUAUCCAAGUUUAACCAACUUAAUCGUGCGAUGUGAAUAUGCUAAAGUGAAUAUGCUUGUUUUUGCACCGUGUACUUUUUUUGCUUUAAUGAAUCUUGUAGAAAUUUUGUUAUUAGCUAAUAACAAUAAUACGUAAAGUUUUAGUUGUAGUAUAUUUAUUUUAAAUUUAAGUACAAUGUCAUUUUAUUUACGACUUAUAUUAGGAUUUUGUUUAAUUAAGUUUAUUUUACCGUAUACUGGUUUUACAACUUAUUUCUUAUUGUCGCAUUGCAUUACUACUUAUUAAAGCCAAUUGUGACACGUAGUUGAUAGGAACGCCAGAGACCUCAAUUAUGUGACAUCUGUUAUGUUAUGUACAGCUCUGUUAAGGAGUUAAUUAAUAUAAUAAAUCUACCUUUGUA
This is a messenger RNA of Macrosteles quadrilineatus (aster leafhopper), 2786 nucleotides long. RefSeq lists its product as uncharacterized. Lineage: Eukaryota; Metazoa; Arthropoda; Insecta; Hemiptera; Cicadellidae. The coding region runs from base 121 to 912 and encodes 263 amino acids. The record is from RefSeq and is a predicted model, not a curated record. The transcript has 2 exons.